This is a messenger RNA of Drosophila montana, 1890 nucleotides long. It is a transcript of the gene Ir7e, whose product is annotated as Ionotropic receptor 7e. The transcript has 2 exons. NCBI's taxonomy places the organism in Eukaryota, Metazoa, Arthropoda, Insecta, Diptera, Drosophilidae. The record is from RefSeq and is a predicted model, not a curated record.
GCCCCAGCUGGGGGACAAUGGCUGGCACAUUUGGCAGUUAAUAGCGGGCACAGGAUGAACAUAUCGCAGCUGUUGCAGUCGUAUCAUGAUCUGUCCGGAGAGCAGAUGAAUCACAUCAAUGAGUACGUGGCACAAGCCCUGCUGCAUGUGGUCCACAGCUAUAUAAUGAGCGUGACGCCGUCGCUGGUGCUGACCCUCUGCUGCCGCAACAAUCACACGUGCAACUUCUACAACGAGAUGAUGAGCAUACUCUUUCGCAGCUGGGGCAUAGCACCGCUUCAGAUUGUCAUUGUGCAAGAGGGAAUGCUGCGCCGGCUUAUCCCUGGUCGCAGGCACUACAAUCUCAUAUUCACGGACUCGUAUGCGGCCUUUGCAGAGAUCGAGCUGGAGUCCUAUUCCCGUGACUACAACUACAACGAGUACUAUUACAUCUUUCUGCAGGCGCGCGAUCGUCUGCUGUUCGGCGAGAUGCGCCGCAUAUUUGCGCACUGCUGGCGCCACCAGCUCAUCAAUUGCAACGUCCAGGUGCAGAGGGCCAACGGGGAGAUCCUGUUGUACACGUAUCUGCCGUUUGGUCCGCGGAGCUGUGCUGAUAUGAGUCCACAGCUGAUCAAUCGCUACAAUGGCAGCCACAUGCUCCAUCCCCAGAUCUUUCCCCGCAAACUGAGCAACUUCUUUGGUUGCCCUCUGCGUGCCGCACUCUGGCAUAUGCCGCCGUUCCUCUAGCUGGAGGCCAAAGCGGGAUCCGAUGCGCGCAUCGCUGGCGGCCUUGAGGGGCGCCUCUUGCAAACGCUCAUCCAGAGACUCAACCUGACCAUCCAGGUGCGCGAGCCGCCGCCUGGACCGGGACUGUUGGGCAAUAGAAUGCUGCAGAUGUUGCAACGUGGUGAGGCGGAUCUGUGUGUGGGCGGCAUUCGUCAGACGGUGGCACACAGCCUGUUGGCCACAUCGACCCACAACUAUCACCAGACAAGCGUCCGGUUCGGCGUUUUGGGCAUCACAUAUGAGCUGAGCUCCCUGGACAUUCUGCUCUAUCCAUAUCCAACUACGAUUUGGCUAGCCAUUGGCCUUGUGCUCGCACUCUCGCUUCUGCUGCACCUGGCAAUGGACCGGUUACUGCUGCUUAGGGAGCAGGGCUCCAUCUGGCUCAAUUUGGAGCUGAUCUUCGUGGGCAUGCCCAUGCUGCAGACGCCGCGUUCAAUCGCCAAGCGUGUGCACUGCGUCAUGCUGAUGCUCUACACAUUACUCAUACGCACCAUAUACCAGGGGCUGCUCUACCAUCUGAUACGCACGCAGCAGCUGAAUCGGCUGCCGCAGUCCAUCGAGGAGCUGGCGACCCACAACUAUACAGUUGUCCUCUCGGCUGGCAUUUACGAUGUGCUCGCCGAGAUACCCACCGUGCAGCAGUUGCGAUUCCGCAUGCUCGAAGGCGACGGCACCCUGCUGCAGCCCCUGCAUUACCUAGCGGAGCGUCCACGAGACAAACGGCAAGUGGCCGCCACUAUGCUGGAAAUCUUUCUGAUGUACAAUCGCCUUAGUGAACAAGUUCAACAGCAGCAGGCGGGGAAUCAUUUCGAGCUGAUACCACAGGAUGUGAUCGACCUGCAGCUGACCAUGUACCUCAGGAAGCACUCCUUUCUGAUCGAUGAGCUCAACGAGGAGAUCAUGUGGAUGCGCUCCGUGGGACUGCUGGCGAUUUGGGCACGCUGGGAGCUGGACGAGAGCUUGAGAGCUAUGCAGGCGAGCGGCUAUCGAAUGUUGGGCCUGCAGGAGCUGCAUGUGAUAUUUGUCCUGGUUCUGAUCGGACUGUUGUUCAGCUCGCUUCUCUUUUGCCUAGAACUGCUUUCCCUACGCUCUGCGCGACUUCAGCGCUGGUUUCUAUCUAAAUAA